CAAGCGGUGUUUGUGUGAGACUGUGAGACUGUGGACGGGCGCAGUGGCCGCGACACGCUCAAAUGAGCGCGGUCUGAGGAAAAAAACAGACAUCCUACCUCGAUUCAAGAAGACAACUAUUUAAACCCCCGUUUUCCUUCACGUUUAGUAUUCUUGGGGUGCAAGACCGGUGGAAACGUUUGGUGAUUUAUGAAGAGCAUGAUGUUACUUCUGGUGAUGAUGUUGUCCGGGGUUUUAUUGGCACACAGUGAUGAUUUCUGUUAUGGCGAUGAACGGUGUGAUCCAUAUGCUUGGGGAGACAACUACCCCUCCUGCCAUCCGCUACUGGAGAGUCAUCAUUCUCCAAUCAACCUCAAUCAUCAGCUGACCAAGAACGGUUCUUUGGACUCGUUGAAUCUUGAAGGUUUCAAUUUGACUCCCAAAGGCCAGUGGAGGCUUGUAAAUCAGGGAUACUCGAUUGUGCUGGAGGUUGGUGAUGGGAUGCAGGUGAGCGGCGGAGGGCUUCCUGGAAUUUACCGCACCGUCCAGCUGCAUUUCCACUGGGGAAGUGUCUUCACCAGUGGAUCGGAACACACCCUGGACCACCUGAGGUUCCCCAUGGAGAUGCAUAUAGUCAACAUCAAAUCCACACAUCCAAACUUAACAUCUGCGCUGGAGGACCCAACCGGUCUUGCUGUGCUGGGGGUCUUCAUUGAUGUGUCUUCUUUGCACAAUGAAAACUUUCACCCCAUCUCGAGCGCACUUUCUUUUGUUGCCUACAAAGGACAAACCAAACCGAUUCGACCGUUUCCUCUAAUAAAUCUGUUGCCUCAGAACAACCUUGCGCAGUAUUACCGAUAUCACGGCAGUCUCACGACGCCGCCCUGUUCUCAGGUGGUUUUGUGGACGGUCUAUGAAGUGCCCAUCUAUAUUUCAUGGAGUCAGUUUGACCGUUUUAUAAGUGGCAUAUAUUCUACACAAGAAGAUGAAAAUGACCAAGUUCUUCUGCAUGACAACUACAGACACAUCCACCCGACUUACAGUCGCACUGUCUACGCUUCCAAAGACGCCAGGCGUCUCACCAACAGUGCUUCCUGUCUUACGCUCUUUCACCUUUUAAAUGUUCUUCAACUUUUGGGACUUUUAAACCUCUAAUAUUUUUAUAUUUAGAAAGUGUUAUUGGUCAGAAGCUGUGGAGAAAACUAAUUGUGGUCGCACACUGGAGCGUACGUCUUCAACAGCUCCUUUGUUAUACUCUGUGAUUCAUUGACUAUUUGAACCAGUUAAUGGAUGAGUGAUUUGUACUCUGAAGGUUUCUCUUUGCACGUAUAUCCCCUUAUUCAUUAUGACUGAACUUGAUCGCCCGAAGCCUUUUCCUGGGGAGAAUUCCCAAGGCUAUAUGUAAAGGCCAGUGUUUAGGGAUUUUGACUGAUACCAUAUAGCCGGAGGAUCUCAUUUCAGUUCAUUCCACAGGCUUCAUGUGAAUUAUACUGAAUUAUUAGACCGCUCAAUGUCUUAUGUUAUUCUAUACACUAGUGAUGUUUUCAUUCUGUGAAAAACACAAACUUACCUCAGAAGGCAAACUAUUUCAUGUGGAGAUGGUAUAAUAAAAAUGACUUUUAAUUUA
Triplophysa dalaica is the source of this 1606-nucleotide messenger RNA. It is a transcript of the gene car15, whose product is annotated as carbonic anhydrase 15. The transcript has 8 exons. Bases 190 to 1134 code for a protein of 314 amino acids. The record is from RefSeq and is a predicted model, not a curated record. Gene Ontology annotation, cellular component: plasma membrane. Lineage: Eukaryota; Metazoa; Chordata; Actinopteri; Cypriniformes; Nemacheilidae. Gene Ontology annotation, molecular function: zinc ion binding; carbonate dehydratase activity.